This is a messenger RNA of Panonychus citri (citrus red mite), 1678 nucleotides long. RefSeq names its product S-adenosylmethionine decarboxylase proenzyme-like. The record is from RefSeq and is a predicted model, not a curated record. Gene Ontology annotation, cellular component: cytosol. Gene Ontology annotation, biological process: spermidine biosynthetic process; spermine biosynthetic process. Lineage: Eukaryota; Metazoa; Arthropoda; Arachnida; Trombidiformes; Tetranychidae. Bases 214 to 1308 code for a protein of 364 amino acids. The transcript is spliced from 5 exons. Gene Ontology annotation, molecular function: adenosylmethionine decarboxylase activity.
UGAUCAUCUCCAUUGGUUGGAACCCUUUUAACUCGAGAGUUGUUGUUAAAUCUGUUUAAUUGUGAUUCUAAUUGUGAUCUAUUAUUAUUGUUAUAUUUUAUUAAUUGUUUCUCUUCAGAUUCUUACUCUCAUCCAAUUUUUGUUCAAAUUCUCACAUUUCUCCUUCUCUAUUUUUUAUUCUCUCAACAAUCAAAUUGUGAUAAUAAAUUCAACAUGAGCUUGACGGCUCUUCAUUCCGCUUCUCAACUAAAUUCUUCUCCUGAACAUAAGAAAAUGUCAUCUGAAGAUGAUUCAUCUUCUUCUCCUGAAUAUUGUCAUUUUUUCGAAGGUACUGAAAAGCUUCUUGAAAUUUGGUUUGAUUGUACUGAUUUACGUCAAUCUGUUGAUUCCAAUGAUCUUCGUUUGAUACCUCGAACAGCUUUGGAAUCCCUUUUGGCUCUUGUUAAAUGUGAAAUAAUCAGUUUCAAGAAGAACGAGCUAAUUGAUGCUUAUGUAUUGUCAGAAAGCUCAAUGUUUAUCUCACGAAAUCGAUUCAUAUUGAAAACCUGUGGAACUACAACCCUAUUUAAUUGUAUUGAACCUUUACUUUAUUUGGUAAAAGAGUUUACUGGAUUCGAUAAGGUAUUGGAUAUCUUUUAUUCUCGUAAAAAUUUUCUUCGACCUGAAUUACAGCCCAAGCCUCACAGUUCUUUCGACAAUGAAAUUGAAUAUUUGGAUAACUAUUUUGAAGAUAGUGCUUCUUACUGUAUGGGCCGUGUUAAUCGAGAUUGCUGGUUCCUGUUCACUUUAAAUCCAAUGGAACCUGUUAAGAUGAUUGAAGGACCUGAUCAAACCCUGGAAAUUAUGAUGCAAAAUUUAGAUCCAAAGGUCAUGAAGUUGUUCACUAGAGAGGUUUGCACAACCGCUAAAGAAGCAACUUCUCGAUCUGGUAUUGACAAGAUUCUUCCUGGAAUGAUAAUUGAUGAUUACCUAUUCGAACCUUGUGGCUAUUCCAUGAAUGGGCUCAUCAAAGGUGGUUACUAUAUGACUAUUCAUAUUACACCGGAACCCCAUUUUUCAUACGUUAGCUUUGAAACUAACUACCCUCAGGCCAACUACCAUGAUUUGCUUUCUCGAUUACUUAAAAUCUUCAAUCCUGGAAAAUUUACUUUAACUCUAUUCGCUAAUGAGCAGAGCUCAAUUGCUGGUGAAUGUGUUCAAGAUUAUCGUUCGUUAACUUUCAAUGGAUUCAUGAGUAAAGAACUUCAAUUCUGCCAUUUCAAGAACUACGAUCUAACUUAUGGGCUAUUCGCUAAAGCGCCAAGCUGAGAAUUAGUUCUUAGGGUUUUUGGAAAUAUUUCGGACUGGGGGUAGGUUGCCCUCUUACACUUUAGCACCAUUAGACAAUUUAGUUUUCAAUUUACUCUUAAAAUUAAUUAAUUAAUCAACCAAUUUGCCUCAUAAAGCAGCACAUAUAUACACAAAAACAAGUCCAAAACUUUCCAUAAGAAACCCUUUGAAAUCUCCAUAUACAUUUACUGACCAUUUAACUGUCAGUCUUUAUCAACAAUUAUCAUCUAUUAAAUAAUUGUAAAGUUAAAUUAGUUCAUUGAUUUUUCGAUUAAACUAUACAUAACAAUACAAAUGAAUGAUUAAAAUUUAAAUUCUUCCAAUCAUGAUUGGCUGAAUAAAACAAUGA